Messenger RNA from Loa loa (African eye worm), 2102 nucleotides. Its product is annotated as protein-tyrosine phosphatase. The record is from RefSeq and is a predicted model, not a curated record. Bases 133 to 2049 code for a protein of 638 amino acids. Gene Ontology annotation, biological process: protein dephosphorylation. The transcript is spliced from 15 exons. Lineage: Eukaryota; Metazoa; Nematoda; Chromadorea; Rhabditida; Onchocercidae. Gene Ontology annotation, molecular function: protein tyrosine phosphatase activity.
UUCAGGAGGACAUGAUACUAAUGAGAUUGCCAGUAUUUUAUUAAUUUGUAUAGUUAAUGGUGAAAGAUCACUGUCAACACGAUUCUUUGAUGAAUUAACCGCUUGUUAAUCAUUGCAUAUUUCGAUCAUCGGAUGACAGACAUGUCCACAAGGCCAUCAAAUUUUUAUUAUCCCAUUUCCGGAGUAGAUGCUGAAAGACUAUUGAACACAUGUGGUACUGAAGGGUCAUUCCUGGCUCGUCCCAGUGGUUCCAGUCCGUCCGACUACACACUGUCUGUUCACAAGGGUGAUCGUAUCAAACAUGUCAAGAUACAGAAUAAUGGGGACUGCUUGGAUUUAUACGGUGGUGAAACGUUUGCAUCGCUUUCAGAACUUGUUCAAUUUUACGUCGAGAAUCCAGGACAGCUGCGAGAAAGGGAUGGUGAAGUCAUUGUUUUAAAAUGUCCUCUGGUAAUACCUCCAACGGAAGCUGUUGGAUGGGCUUUUUCUCGUCCUUCCACAGAAAGGUGGUUCCAUGCAGGUUUAUCAGGACCGGAGGCAGAACGAUUACUUCUUGCUGAAGGCAAGCAUGGAACAUACUUGGUGAGAGAAAGUCAUAGUUCACCAGGACAAUUUGCUAUUUCAGUGAAAGCUGCAGAUGAUAAAGUGAUACAUGUGAUGAUUUACAAUAAGAAUGAAAAAUUUGAUAUCGGUGGUGGAGCUACCUUCUCGACUAUCAGCGAACUUUUGGAACAUUACACAAGGAAUCCAAUGGUAGAUCAAGCAGGAACAGUUGUUAAUCUUAAACAGCUUCUCCCGUCAACGCGUGUUCCAGCGACUGGUAUUGACGCACGUUAUCAUCGACUUGAGCAAAUUAAUCGUGCUACGGGAAAGGAUGGAUUUGCGGACGAGUUUGAGAGGUUGCAACAUCAAGAACCGACGCAGUUCCUUAGUCGACGUGAAGGGAAGAAGAUCAGUAAUGUGUGUAAGAAUCGCUAUAAGAAUAUCAUACCAUAUGAUCAUACUCGAAUUGUUCUGAACUUCAGUGACGCAGAUUCUAGUGAUUAUAUUAAUGCAAAUCACAUCAAGAUUCUUGGUGACGAAUAUCAGGAUUUUGCUGGUUUGCGUCGAAGCUACAUAUCAACACAAGGUUGCUUGCCUAACACUAUCGAUGAUUUCUGGAAUAUGGUUUGGCAGCAGAAUUCUCGAAUUAUUGUUAUGACAACAAAAGAAGUAGAAAGAGGAAGAGUCAAAUGUUGCCGAUAUUGGCCUCUUAAAAACGAAAUAGAAAGGUUCGGAAAAAGUAGCGAGUUGGUCAUUAAGUCAUUGCAGGAAGUUGAAAAUCCAGACUACACAGCACGGUUGAUCCAGUUCAUGAACACAAACCAUGAUAAUGAAGUACGAUUGAUAUGGCAUUUCCAGUUCCUUGGCUGGCCUGAUCAUGGCUGCCCUACGGAUCCGAGAACUGUUUUAUAUUUUCUUGAGAAGGUAAAUGAAUGUGAGGAAAAUCACUGUGACGAAAAUGCCGGCCCAAUUAUUGUGCACUGCAGUGCUGGUAUAGGUCGUACUGGGACGUUCAUUGUAAUUGACAUUCUCCUCAAUCAAAUUAAACGUUUAGGGCCACACUGCCAAAUAGACAUUCCGCGUACUGUGCAAAUGAUUCGUGAGCAGCGGUCAGGUAUGGUACAAACUGAACAGCAAUAUCGCUUCGUGUAUCAGGCCGUAUCGCAUUAUAUGGCCGUGAUUAAUCGAAAGCUUGACUGUGAACGUAGGGAACGAUGCAGUUCGCGCUUCUCAAGCGGAUCAAACCCCGACACACCACUUUCUAUUCACAGUCCAUUAACUUUCAUAGCACAAACGAGUCCCCUUUCCAAAAAUUUCAGUGUAUUAAGCACCCCAACAUCCAUAAGUGAUUGCGAACGCUACUAUUCAAAUACAGAUUUCGGAUCUGUAGCCCUGUCAACAAAACCACUUAAAUUAGCGCCGCCGCCUUUGUCUAGAAAACAUGCCAGUUUUGAAGAAGACAUGAGGACUGCCACCGCUGCUAUAAUUAAUGACAAUUUGCCCUAAGUAUUCACAAUUUGGGUUAGCUGAUCUAAUCACCAAGGCAAAAAAAAUUAAAC